ACCGGCGACGAGCAAGUGAUUUCACAGCGUUUUCCAUCCGUUUUCCAUCCGUUUUCCAUCAUGUCCGGCUACACAGAGGAAUAUCUUCGCCAGAAGCUGACCGAGCGGCUAGAGGCAACGCAUGUGGAGGUGAUCGACGAAUCGGACGGUUGCGGUGGCAAGUUUCGCGCGAUCGUCGUUUCCACACAGUUUCAGGGCAAACCGCUUCUCCAACGUCACCGCCUCGUGAAUGCUGCCCUCGCCGAGGAGCUGAAGACAAUCCACGCGUUUUCGCAGAAAACGUACACCCCGGAGCAGUGGGCCAACGAAAGUAAAGACUAACGCCUGCGUGCCUGUG
This is a messenger RNA of Anopheles cruzii, 337 nucleotides long. Its product is annotated as bolA-like protein 2. The transcript is spliced from 3 exons. The record is from RefSeq and is a predicted model, not a curated record. Lineage: Eukaryota; Metazoa; Arthropoda; Insecta; Diptera; Culicidae. Bases 61 to 321 code for a protein of 86 amino acids. Gene Ontology annotation, cellular component: cytosol; nucleus. Gene Ontology annotation, molecular function: 2 iron, 2 sulfur cluster binding. Gene Ontology annotation, biological process: intracellular iron ion homeostasis.